AUUAAUUAAAGAAAAUGGUUCAAUCGCUGAAAAACCAUUAAUGAAAUAUUUUCAACAAUAUCAAAUUUUAUUUCAUGCAGAUUUUCAAUUAUUACUUAUUCGUUAUGAUAUGAUAGCAUUAGAAGAUCUUAUGGUUUUAUUAAUUGUUAGUAAAUUAGCUAAACCUAAUGAAAUUAAAUCUUAUGCCAAAACAACAUUCUGUCUUAAUGUAAAUAAAUUUAUGGAAAUUUCUAAAUCACAAGAAAAUGUUUUGGUAAAAAAACAUCAUGUACAAAAUAAUUUAGAAAAAAAUUUAUGUAUAACAGCAACUGAUCUUUCUCAAUUACUUAAUCAUGUUCUUAAACUUGAUCGUCUCAAACGUAUCAUUGAUAUGAUGACAAUAAUGAAAAACUAUAUACAUUUUCAUCCAAUAAAUACAUUCAAUGGACUCAAAACAUUAAAAUUAGAAUGUAAAUAUAAUAAAUAG
Messenger RNA from Rotaria sp. Silwood1, 466 nucleotides. The record is from the annotation of a GenBank genome assembly. Lineage: Eukaryota; Metazoa; Rotifera; Eurotatoria; Philodinida; Philodinidae.